AUGUGCCCUGCGGAGAACAGGUUGGCGUUCUCAGUUUAUAUGCUCACGGGAGAGGCGGAGCAUUGGUGGAGCAGCACCCGAUCCAUCCUGAAGGAGAGGGAUGAGCCAGUGACGUGGGAAACUUUCAGGGAUAGAUUCCUCUCCGAGUACUUCCCGGACAGCAUCCGAUACGCUAAGGAGGUGGAGUUCCUCCAGUUGACCCAGGGAGGGAAGACUGUUACAGAGUAUGCUGAUAGGUUCAAACACCUCAGUCGUUUCUACACCCUGCCACUCGAUGAGGAGUGGCGAUGCAGGAAGUUUGAGAACGGGCUCCGCGAUUGUCGGGAGAAGAAGCUGUUGUUUCCCGACUCAGAGAAGCCUGAGUUGAUGUCUUCUCAGGGUGUUAUGAGGGAACUACAGGAUGGUGCGCAAUGCUACAUGAUCUUCACACAUAUGGGGGUGGAGAGAGGAGAGACGACGUUUGUGAUACCAGUCGUCCAGGAUUUUGUGGAUGUAUUUCCGGAGGAGUGUGUGGAUUACAGGCAACUGAACAAGAUGACCAUCAAGAACAAGUAUCCGCUCCCGAGGAUUGACGACUUGAUGGAUCAGUUACAUGGGUCAUCAGUGUUCUCGAAGAUAGAUCUGCGAUCAGGUUACCACCAGAUUUUGGUAAAGGCUGAUGAUGUACAGAAGACGGCCUUCAGAUCCAGUUAUGGCCACUACGAGUAUGUGGUUAUGCCUUUUGGCGUGACCAACGCCCCAGCGGUGUUCAUGGACUACAUGAACAGGAUCUUCCGACCCUUCCUAGAUAAAUUUGUCGUGGUCUUCAUAGACGACAUCCUUAUCUACUCCCGGACGCAGGAGGAACAUGCAGAACACCUUAGGUUGGUGCUUGGUGUUUUGACGGAGAAACAGCUGUAUGCCAAGCUGUCCAAGUGCGAGUUCUGGAUGGAU
Messenger RNA from Vigna unguiculata (cowpea), 933 nucleotides. The record is from RefSeq and is a predicted model, not a curated record. NCBI's taxonomy places the organism in Eukaryota, Viridiplantae, Streptophyta, Magnoliopsida, Fabales, Fabaceae.